CCAAGUCCCAAUGUAGAAGAAUUAUAGAUAUUUGCAGUAAUUUUUUUGUUCGUUCGUGAGGAUAUUGACGUUUACUUUAGUUUGUGUGAGAAUGAGCAAGUGAAACCAAAUUUGUAGAGCGAUUAUGGAGAUUUUUCCAGAUUGGGAGCGGUAAUUGGGAUUCGAUUGUGGGUCUCAUCCAAAUUACAUAUUCCAAUUUGGUUCCUCCUUUUCGAUCUCAAUCAAACCUUCACAGAAGAAAGAAAUUGAAUUGUUCUAAUUGUAACCCGUCUUCCCCUCAGAAUUCUAAUCUUCUUUCCUCUGCCACCACCUGAAAAUUCCAAUUUUGCACUCGAAACUCCUCUUUCGCAAACUCGGAACCUCCCAUUACCAACCCCAACACUUCCUUUAUUGUUUUAUUAACUUCCUUCCCAUCUCCUCCUCAAUAGCUUCCCAACUAAGACGGAAAUUUUCUUUCGGCUGCCUAUGAGGGAGUUUUCCCUCCUUGCAUCCUAGGGUUUUAGUCUUUUCCAGGUGCUUGGACGAUUCAAGUGUUUCUUUCUUUUCUUGCCGCUGCGUUCUGAUUUUUUCAACUCAUGGAAGCUUACAAGAAGUGGGUUAGGGAUAACAGAGACUAUCUUCACUCUUUUGAGUCUCUUGCAAAUGGCCUGACGUGGCUUCUUCCAGAACGCUUUUCUGAUUCAGAAAUUGGACCAGAAGCAGUUUCUGCUGCUGUAGGCAUUAUCACUGCAGUCAAUGAACACAUUAUUGAAACAACUCCAACCCAGAUGCAUGUAAACGCAACCGUGCCAUCUUCAUUUCCUUAUUCAUUGUGCAUAUCUGCUCUGAAAAACUUGGAAACAUUGAUUGAAGUUGCUGCACAACAAUAUUAUGGUGAUGAUAAACGAUGGAACUUCAUUGCUGUUACAGAGGCUAUGAAGGUACUAUUUAGAUUAGCUCUGUUCAAGAAUAGUGGGUACAAGAUACUUCUAGAAGGAGGUGAAACGACAAAUAAUGAAAGGCAUCUGGAAACUUCAACCUCUCAGCACAGAGCUAAUGCUUUUACAAAGCAUGGUGGGCAUCAUGCUUCUGGUUUUUCAGGAUAUCUUAAUGGACAUAAUCAAUGGAAUCUAGAAGGGAGGGCAUUAUCUGCAUUAAGCAGGUUUGGGGAAAAUGCUCGGAUGAUUUCACCACCAGCAUGGUCGUACCGAGUUCAACACCAGCAUGCAAUAUUGAAUCCUCCAGCUACAAUACCUGAGAGGCCUACACUCUCCACUAUUUUGUCUGAGCAGGGUCAUCAUGGGGCUCUUUUCGUGACUGGAGAAGUACUUUUUAUAACAAGACCGCUUAUUUACGUUCUUCUAAUCCGCAAAUAUGGUAGUCGGUCGUGGACUCCUUGGUUUCUUUCUCUGGCUGUGGACCUCCUUGGGACAAGCUUUCUAUCAUAUGCUACCUCAGCAUCAGCAAGUAGAAAAGGCCGAAGAUCAUGCCUUUCUGACUCUGAGAAGGACGAGCUGAGAAGACGGAAGAUGCUUUGGGCAUUUUAUCUCAUGAGAGACCCAUUCUUUGAGAGAUAUACAAGGCGAAAACUCGAAGGGGCUGAAAAAGUUUUGGAACCUGUACCUUUCGUUGGAUUCCUCACAGCAAAAAUUGUGGAGCUUAUUGUUGGAGCUCAGACAAGAUAUACUUACAUGUCAGCCUCAUGAGAUGGGAGGGAAAUUGGAGUUUUAUACUUACUGGUCCUUGAAGAUUCAAAGUCCUCCCUCCUGAUUUCUUCUUUCUACUCUUCAUAGAAGUGUUUGGUGAUGUUUCUUUUUGCAUCUAUCUAUUUUGAAUUAUAAUAUAGUUAUGUAUAAUUCCUGGUGAAAUAAAUUGUCUUUUAAGUUUGGAAAUUUUGUAGUGGUAGCCUUAUUUAUUUAUUUUCUAUAUUUCAAAAUAUGUAAUUAAGUUAUAGUGGACUUUGGAUUAUAUUUAAAUCACUAAUUGACCCGUUCAUUAUCUA
This is a messenger RNA of Benincasa hispida (wax gourd), 1981 nucleotides long. It is a transcript of the gene SSE1, whose product is annotated as shrunken seed protein (SSE1). Gene Ontology annotation, cellular component: peroxisomal membrane. The record is from RefSeq and is a predicted model, not a curated record. Lineage: Eukaryota; Viridiplantae; Streptophyta; Magnoliopsida; Cucurbitales; Cucurbitaceae. Gene Ontology annotation, biological process: peroxisome organization.